This is a messenger RNA of Penaeus chinensis, 1570 nucleotides long. RefSeq names its product beta-ureidopropionase-like. Gene Ontology annotation, molecular function: beta-ureidopropionase activity. The transcript is spliced from 10 exons. The coding region runs from base 195 to 1352 and encodes 385 amino acids. NCBI's taxonomy places the organism in Eukaryota, Metazoa, Arthropoda, Malacostraca, Decapoda, Penaeidae. The record is from RefSeq and is a predicted model, not a curated record.
UGAAAUAGCAAAAAAGGCAAUAUAUGGAGACUAAUGUAACGAAUAAAUAAAGCAAAAUUAAGGAAGAUAGCAAUACAUGACACUCUAACGGGAUCAGCUGAUAGAAGGAGAAUCAACAAGUGGUCUUUAGUCGCCAGGCGGAGGGCAAGGAGCUGUUUUUGCGCACAUUUAGAAUCUGAAGACAAUCUACAGUAAUGGCAGGGCAGUUUGCAAGUGUCGAGGAGUGUCUGGAGAAAAAUAUCCCCGAGCAGGAACUGAAGGAAGUGAAGAGGAUCUUGUAUGGGAAGGAACUCCCGACAAUUACAAUCCCUGAGUCGGCGGAGAAGCUAGCUGCGCAACACAACUUUGACAUACAAGGCUAUGCCAUCCCUACAGCAAAGGAAGAACUGACACCACCAAGGAUUGUGCGAGUUGGUGUGAUUCAGAAUGCCAUUGUCAAGGAAACCACAGCUCCAAUUGCUGAGCAGAGGGCAGCUCUACAUGCAAGGAUUUCAUGCAUGACAGAAGCUGCAGCACUGUGUGGAGUCAACAUUAUUUGUUUCCAAGAAGCCUGGACAAUGCCUUUUGCCUUCUGUACUCGUGAAAAGCAGCCUUGGUGUGAGUUUGCCGAGAACCCUGAUAAUGGUCCAACCACCCAGCUUUGUCAGGAGCUUGCCCGCAAGUUCAACAUGGUGAUUGUUUCACCCAUUCUGGAGAGGGAUGAAAUCCACGGUGACACUCUUUGGAACACGGCUGUUGUUAUCAGCAACACAGGCUACGUUCUUGGCAAGUCACGUAAGAACCACAUCCCAAGAGUUGGUGAUUUCAACGAAUCUACCUACUAUAUGGAAGGAGAUACAGGUCACACAGUGUUCCAGACACAGUUUGGACGAAUCGCAAUCAACAUUUGUUAUGGACGGCAUCACCCACAGAACUGGAUGAUGUAUGGGGUGAAUGGAGCAGAGAUUGUUUUCAAUCCAUCUGCCACUGUAGGUGGAUUAAGUGAACCCAUGUGGGGGAUUGAGGCCCGAAAUGCUGCCAUCGCUAACAGCUACUUCUCUUGUGCUAUCAACCGUGUUGGCACAGAGACCUUCCCCAAUGAAUUUACUUCAGCUGAUGGCAAAGCAGCACACAAGGACUUCGGCCAUUUCUAUGGCUCUUCUUAUGUUGCGGCUCCCGAUGGCUCUCGAACACCGGGAUUGUCAAGGAUCCGUGAUGGGCUCUUGGUGACAGAGUUGGACUUAAAUCUCUGCCGUCAAGUAAAGGACCGCUGGGGCUUUAGGAUGACUCAACGCCUGGACCUCUAUGCAUCUUCCCUGACUGCAGCCAUUCAUCCAGAUUACCAGCCACCAAUUAUCAAAGAUGUUUGCUAAAUGACUGGCUGCUAUGUAAUUUUUUUCUUUAUUUCCUUUUUUGUUAUAUUUGAUGAGGUGGGAGCAGUGCAAUCUUUCUUUAAAGCUUCAAGAAACAAAUGAUGAUCAUGAAGGGAAAUGUAAUGCCAUACCAUAUUUUAAGUAGAUGUGAUCCUGUCUAGGUGCUAAAAUGUUGGCUUGAAUCUGAAAAAAGGUAGUAAUAAGGAGAAUGGGUCUUA